AUGAAGGAGAAAAAGAAUCCCAAUAACAAAGAAAAGGGCCGCUCUGCAAGGCCAGACACGCGGGAUCGUAGGCCACAGGAAAAGAAUAGCGGCAGAAACCCAAAAGCUAGACAGAAUAACACCAAACCACCACAUGAAAAAGUGAUCAGCAACACAUUAGUCAGCGAGAAGAAAGCUGCCGUGGAUCCACCUCAAGUUCACAAAAAUGCGAUAAUAGAUUGUGUGGAUGAUGAUACCAGAAUACCUGAAGUUGUUGAUGAGAAACAAGGCAAUGAAAAAUCAAAUGAAACUUCUAGUGAUAUGGAGAUUGCCGAUGAAUCUGAUGCCGAGACUGCUAAUGAUUCAUUCUCUUCUCUAGGGGAUUCACAAACGGGUGAUGAUGAGAGGCCCGAAAAGGCUGAUCCUGCUGUGAUGCUGGAGAACAAAGACCCCUCUGAUGGCGAUACACAUGCACCCAGAUCGAAAACUGAGAACAAAUCAAGUAAUGUGCAGGACAAAUCAUCAAAAGACUUGCCAAAGGAAGGCACUAAAGCUGAAAUAACGGGGAUUUCGCAGCUGGCCCCCAAGAUUUCCAUUGAUAAUUUGAAAAAUGUGAAAGUCUAUCCGAAACCGAUAUCGGAUUUGUCUGAAGAUGCCAAUGGCCGAGUAAUUGAUGAGGCUCCCAAUGGGAUUAACUGUGUUUGUGGUAAUGAAGAUGCAGUCAAUACAUUGGAAACUGGCACAUCUGCUUCAGACCAAAAGAUUGAGGAAAUGGAAAUCAGGAUAAAGAACCUUGAAAGCGAACUAAGAGAAGUGGCUGCGCUUGAAAUUUCUCUCUAUUCUGUAGUGCCCGAGCACGGUAGCUCGGCACACAAGGUUCAUACACCCGCAAGGCGCCUUUCUAGGCUCUAUAUCUAUGCUUGCAAAUAUUGGUCCCCAGAUAAGCGAGCUACAGUGGCUAGAAACACCGUGUCUGGGCUUGUUACAGUUUCCAAGUCAUGCGGCAAUGAUGUGUCCAGGUUGACUUUUUGGUUGUCCAACACUGUUGUGUUGAGGGAAAUUAUAUCUCAAGCUUUUGGAAGGUCCUGCCAGUCCAGUGCCUUAACGAAAAUAUUCGAGUCAGGUGGAGGUGAAACAAGAAACAAGAACUUUCACUUGUGCCUUGGAGAAAGUCGAAUCAUGGAUAUUUUCACGGAUAGUCGAGUCCAUAUGGUGGCAGACUCUGGCGCCCAAUAUGCAAUCACCUACUGUCAUGCACAAGACGAGAAGAAUAGCCUCAAUGAUGUGGAUGAUGAUCAGAGGAUAAGUGAGGUUCCCAAAAGCUUCCCUCUACUUAACUCCUUGAGUGAUCUCCUCAUGCUUCCCAAAGAUAUGCUUAUGGAACGAAAAAUAAGACUGGAGGUUUGUCCAUUAAUCAGUCUCCCAUUGGUUAAGAGGAUACUCUGCAACUUCUCUCCCGAUGAGUUCUGUCCGGAUCCUGUUCCUGGUGCUGUGUUAGAAGCUGUCAAUGCUGAGUGCAUCAUGGAGCAUAGAUUAUCGGGAGACUCUCCCAUUAGCUUCCCUUUCCCAGCUGCUCCAGUUGUGUACACGGCCCCUUUCCCAUCCGACAUAUCAGAGAAAGUGGCUGAGGCCGAUGACAAUCCUCGGUUAUCACGAAAUCAAUCAGCCGUGCAGAGGAAAGGGUACACCAGUGAUGACGAGCUGGACGAGCUGGAGUCCUGUCUCGGUUCUGUUAUCAACAAGCCACCUCAGUCCCCAAUUGCUGCUGUAAGCGAAGGUCGAGAGGCAAAAACGGGUUGGGCAAAUGCUAGGUAUGACCUUCUUCGUGAGGUCUGGCAAACCAUAUAA
Striga hermonthica is the source of this 1827-nucleotide messenger RNA. The record is from the annotation of a GenBank genome assembly. NCBI's taxonomy places the organism in Eukaryota, Viridiplantae, Streptophyta, Magnoliopsida, Lamiales, Orobanchaceae.